AUGGACAGAUUCCGAAAGAACAAUUAUUUGUAUGAAACAACACUUUCCACUAAUAAAUGUCUUCAUAAUUUGAAACAAACCAAAUAUUUCAUCUUACUGCAGUACCCUGAUACAAUUGACAAAGUACACAGGCGAGAAGAAACUUUCGUGUUCCAGUCUCCAUUAAGAAUUUUAAAAUGAUCUUCUUCUGCUCCAUAACAAUCAUGUUCAUUUCCUGAGACAGUGGAAAUCUUGGAGUCUAGUCCUGAUGUCUGUUUCACACACUCAGGCUGUCGGAGCUGUUUUGCCACUGACUGUAGUCUCUCUCUCCUCGUUCAUCUGUCAGGACUGGCGUUCACGUGUGUUGCAGAUGGACAAGCGAAUCACCUGAACCUCUUCAACAACCGUCAGCAAGCCAAGAAGAAGCGAAAGUCUCGCACAGCGUUCACCAACCACCAGAUCUUCGAGCUAGAGAAGCGAUUCCUCUACCAGAAGUAUUUGUCGCCUGCAGACCGGGAUGAAAUCGCUGCUCAACUAGGCCUCAGCAACGCACAGGUCAUCACGUGGUUCCAGAACAGACGCGCUAAGCUGAAACGCGACAUGGAGGAGCUGAAAAAGGAUGUAGAGUCAACCAAGAUACUCACAGCUCACAAGUCCUUCCUAGAAAACGUACAGGACCUCGGUAUCCUAAAGAAAAAAUCCUCUGGACCUUCUGUAAUGGUAUCUGACGAUAAAUGUGUACCAACAUUGGCGGUAGUGUCAGAAAAAUGAUAUAACUAUUAAAAUUUUAUUUCGAAGGCCGAAGCAUAUGAAAUAAAAUUAUCUUUCCUAGACUUGGCUUCGAUUUAUGAACCUGAAUUAACUGACGUUUGUGAUGGAUGAACAGUUGUUUUAAACUUAGAAAAAUCGGAAGUCAAUGUCUAAUGUAAUGCUUCACACCGCUUGUGGCAAAUUUUACCAAGAACUCUAGAGGAAUGAAGUGGAAGCCGAAUAUACCUAACGACGCUUAUUUUGGUUUGGCAACAGCGCCAUGUCUGAGCGCAAGGACAAAAAGUGAUCUUUUAAGCAGUAUUUAAAUUAAAAUGGAUAAGUGAAACCAACUAACGUGUGUAAACUAAUCACUGCAUUUUUCGCAACAAAUAACUUUCGUAGGAAUGUAUUCUGAUUAGCUCCCUUACAAAUUUGGAAAUAAUAACGAGAUGUAAACAGAAAUUAAACACCUAGUUGAUGUUUUGGUAGGAUUUAAACAUUUAAAAAUAAAUUGCGUGACUGUUGUUCUCAUGGUGAUAUGCCCCUGGAGUGGAAUAAACUUCUAUUCAGAAUAUAAGCGACAACAAGCUGUCUCUCUCGAGAGUAACUACGUCUGAUCAGAAACAGGAUUGCUCUUUAUAAUUCACAACAAAAGAAUUUAUGCGGAGAUCUGAUAUUCCCAAUUCUGUGAGCGGAUUGAAAUAUCAAGAACAUUAUGCACUAAUAGACCAAAUUAAAUCAUCCUGAUAAAUCGGUAUUUUGGAAUUAAUUUAUAUCUUUCUAACAGCGAACAAAACGCGAAGUAAUAUGGGUCCAUGCAUGAAUUAAAACAACGGGUUCUCAGUUCUAUGGAAUAUGAAAUAUUCCGAAAAACA
Molecule: messenger RNA, 1604 nt
Organism: Zootermopsis nevadensis
Lineage: Eukaryota; Metazoa; Arthropoda; Insecta; Blattodea; Termopsidae
Source: RefSeq, a predicted model, not a curated record